GCCGUAAAAUCAGUUGUUGCGCGACGUUUCCUAUUGAAGGUUCGUUUCGUGGCUUUUCUCUUUAAACUUUUUUGGGUUGUUGCUACAAAAAAACACAAGAAAUAUCUAAUUUUUAUACAAAAGUAUUUACUUAAAUAAGUAAUAGUGUUCAAAAUAAUAGAAAUUAUUAAAAAAAAGAAAAUUUCCACAAAGUGUUAAGGCUUAAAAAUAAAAGUGCAAAAAGAAGAAAUUCGUUGCUUUUUUUACCACGUCUCAAAUUUCUUUUUGUCUUUCAUAUUUUAUAAAUUUUUCUACAUUUGUGUGUUAACAACACCUUUCUAUUAGUAAGCAACUAAAGUAAAAAAAAAAAACACAACAACAACAAUAACAACAGCAGCUCGGCAAAAGCAAUAGCAGCAAAUUAAUAAAACGACGUAGUUGUUGUAGUUAAUUUCAAAGUCUUCGAAUUGUAUAUUUAAAUAAAACAAAAGCAAAAUUUAAAAAAAUAAAAAAAAAGUGGCCUUAUGAAUAAUUAAUUAAAAAAUAUCUAGUUAAAGUUUAAUACGAAACUUAGUGUGAAAGUAACCAAAAAAAGUUGAAAUUUUUUUAUAUAAAAAAAUUAUUACAAAACAAAAGGUUUUGCAAACGAAAUUACAAAAAAAAUCCUGUACACGAGGAUCUGUAUCGUGUUGUUUUUAAAACGAAAGAAAAGAAAAUCCUACUGUAAAAAAGUUCCACCUUUAAGUGCUCUUAUUAUAUAAAAAUCAAAAAUAAUUAAAAGCAACAAAAUCUACUAUCAUUUGUUGUUGUUAUUUUUACCCCCCUCACACUACAAAACAUACAUAUCAUCAUUGCUACUUGGUCAACCUUAGCUGCUGAGACAAACGCGAAUACCAGGUAAAGUCUGUUGAUAACCAACUGAAAAAACCCACAAAAUAAAUAUUAUUUAAAUAAAAUUAUCACUUAUCAGUGUUUCCCUAACUGCCUUAUCUAAACAAAAAAAUAAAACAAAUCAAAAUAAAUUUACAUAAAACGUGAGCUUCCUAUUUUAAAUUUAAUACAAAUUUAAUAAAAAAAAUCAAAUAAUUAAUUAAAAUCGAACAAAAGUAACCGUUACAACGAAAAAGGUUGUGUUUUUAACUAAAACAAGCAAAAUCAAAAUUAAUCUAAAGCAAGUUAUUAAAGUUUAGAAAAAAAAACAACUUAAAGCCUUAAAAAAACAACAACCCCUCAACAUGGAAUCCAUGGAAUAUGAAAUGGCACGCAACAUGACGUUGCUGUUCUUUUUAGAACGUUUGCUAGACAAAGGCGAACCUCGUACCGUUCACGACUUAUCGUGUCAAUUUGGCAAUAAGGAAUUCACCAAGGAAAUGCGUCAAAUUGCCGGUGGAUCUCAGUCGGGUUUGAAGAAAUUUUUGGCUCAAUAUCCUUCCAUUUUUCUUGUGGACGGCGAUUACGUGCAAGUGAAUUGUUAUCAACAUUCCAAUUCGGAUGAUGGCAGCUACGGUGGCAGACGUGAUUACAUUAAAGAGGCUAAAGACUAUUUUAAAAAUAAAUUAUUGCAAUACGGCGUUGGUGUCGAGGUACCAGUGCGCAGUCUAUUGGGUCAUAGAUCACAAGCAUCACCACAAGUGAGACAUAUAUCAGGCCAACACAUUAAAGAGUUUACGGAAUUCUUGUCGAAACAUACUGAUACCUUUACGGUAGUAGACGAUCAUGUCACUUUAGUCGGUUGCGAAGAUAUGGAAGAAUUGCCGGCUCGAGAACGUUUGCACUUGCCGCAAACCAAUAUCGAUACCCGGGGUACACAGCAAAUGUUAGAUUUCUUUGCUCAGUGCAUAGAGCUGAAGGGACCUAUGACAGUGGAUCAACUUUUCCACUUAGUCACCACCAAAUUUCCCCAGGAACAAUGGUUGAGAAUGUUUAAGACUCCCAGCGAUUUGAUGACAUUUUUGCGUUUGUUUUCCGAUUGCUUUCACAUACAAGCCAAUCUAGUCACUCUUCUACAGAAACCCAAACUUAGUGAUUCACACAUACAACAGUCUCAAGCUAAAUCCCGAGAGCAGUACAAUGCUAUGAAUAAUAAUCGCAAUAAUCAGCAAAACAAUCAAGCCAACGAUAAACAGGCGCAACAGCAGCAGCAGCAAUCAACACCCCAGCAAGUGAGUGCUGUGCAGCAACGUUUGCUUUCGCCUGCUUUGCGCAACAAUAGUUCUCAACAAAAUGCCAAUACGAAUAAUAACAACAAUAAUAUUGCUUCACCCAAUUUCAAGUUAAAUGCUCCCGUUUCCUCGCAUGUCUCGGGCAACGGUGAUUUGUCACAAAAUCGUUCGGAACCCAAUUCGGGUUUCGACAGCUAUAUACCCAUAUCCGAAAUGAAAUUGGAAAAUCUAUGUGAACGCAACUAUCCCACACCCAAUCAAUGCUCCUCCUAUGGAGGCGGGCACAACAAUCAACAACAACAGCAGCCAGCAGGUGCCAAUCAUACACAAAAUCCACCUGCUAUUACUUUGCCACCCCAACCGCCCACAGAGCGUUUAAACAGUGCCAAUCAAACUUUAAAACAGCGUAUCAACAAUCUGGUUAUACGCACUUUAGCCGAAAACUACGAGAAAGACAAACAAUCUUUAGCCAAUCAACAGGCUGGUACUGUUGGCUACAAUCCUCAAAACUCACCCCACAACAGUCCAAGUCACAAUGCCAAUUCUGUCGGCCAUAAUUCAACUAAUAAUUCUCCUUACACAAAUACUCCUAGUCAUAAUUAUUUCGUUGGUGAUACUUGGAAAAUUAAGGUUCUACAGAAUACCAGUGUCAUUGCCAACAUUAAACAAUCGCUGUUUGUUACGGAAGCCAUGUUGAAGUUUGCCCAACAAAACCCAAAUCAAUCGAUUGUCAUUUCGCUAGAUUGCGAGGGCAUUAAUUUGGGUGUCAAGGGUGAGAUUACCUUAAUAGAGAUUGGCACUACUCGAGGCGAAGCAUUUAUUUUUGAUGUGCGCACUUGUCCCGAAAUGAUUAAUGAUGGCGGUCUUAAGGCCUUGUUGGAACAUGACAAUGUCAUUAAGGUGGUGCAUGAUUGUCGCAAUGAUGCUGUCAAUUUGUAUUUACAGUUUGGUAUUCUAUUGCGUAAUGUUUUCGAUACACAGGCUGCCCAUGCUAUUGUUCAAUAUCAGGAAAAUGGCAAGCAAGUGUACAAGGCCAAAUACAUUUCAUUGAAUUCAUUGUGUGAACAAUACAAUGCCCCCAUUAAUCCCAUCAAGGAGCAGCUGAAACAAAUCUAUCGUCGUGAUCAAAAGUAUUGGGCUAAACGUCCUUUAACUCGUGAAAUGUUACUCUAUGCUGCCGGAGACGUAUUAGUCUUAAUCAAUGAUCAAUUGUAUGGCAACUUAACAAGACAAAUCAAACCAGAAAAUUUGCAAUUAUUUUCUGAACUUUGUACCGAACAAAUAUUAAUGCAUAUCAAACCAAAUGAAGUUAAAAUACGCAAAAAGCAACGUAAAAUAAGUACUGAAGUAUCGGAUCUCAAAAAUAAAUUGGCCCAAACAAAUAAGAGUAUUGUAUUGUCCAAUAGGGAAAUACGUUUAUUAAGAUAUAUGGACUUGACAGAAGAUGAAAAGGAACGUUUGAAGGGUUACUAUAAGGUAGCUAAGAAACUGGAGAAAAUGGAAUCUUCAGGACAGCAAAAUAAAGAUCAAAGUGAUUCCGAGGAUGAGCAGGAAGUCAAUGAAAAUGACAAUUUUCCCAGUUUGGAUUCAGUGCCAUCGGAUAACUCUUUAACUGGCACAUUUUCGCCACGUUUUAGCUCGGAACCACCCAGUUUAACUGAAUCUAUGCAAAUGAUGGAUGAAAUCUUAUCGAAUCAAUCUAUGGAUCGUGUGGCUAAAAUUGAUAAAUUGGAAGCAAUUCUAUCGGCUGUGACUUUAUUGCCCAGUGAUCAAAUUAUUACAUCUAAUUCUAUGCAGGAUCAACUGGGUACAACAAUUGCUACUACGGAUAAUCUACAAAUUGUUAGAGAGAAAACGAAAAACAUGAAAAAUUGCAACUGCCAUGGUGAGGCAAGAAGUACUACACCCACUACCAAUACACGAUCGGUCAAUUCGGAUAAGGGUCAAGUGAAAAUGAUUGAUGCAGCAUCACAAACUCUAAGUACUGGAGAUAUUGUUAUAACGAAAAUCAUAUUUGAAGAUGAACAUGAAAAGGCCAAAGAAAAAGUAAUGACUUCAUCGCCAAAACGUAAUAACUCAUAAAAUAAUAACAGCAACAAAAAAAUGGAAAAACGAGAAACUUAAUUAAAAAAAAAUUGUAAAAAACAAGAAAAUUAAAAAAAAAAAACAAAAAUUGAACACACAU
Messenger RNA from Lucilia cuprina (Australian sheep blowfly), 4326 nucleotides. RefSeq lists its product as uncharacterized. The record is from RefSeq and is a predicted model, not a curated record. Gene Ontology annotation, biological process: nucleobase-containing compound metabolic process. Gene Ontology annotation, molecular function: nucleic acid binding; 3'-5' exonuclease activity. The transcript has 10 exons. The coding region runs from base 1215 to 4223 and encodes 1002 amino acids. Lineage: Eukaryota; Metazoa; Arthropoda; Insecta; Diptera; Calliphoridae.